AUGAAUUUUUGCUGUUUAUCUUCCACAAGAAACACUAGUCUUUACCUCCUAAAGCAUAGGUUUUCUGUGUUUUGCAAUGAAAGCCGGUUUCCGAAGAAAGAGUUAAUUAUUUUGAAGCCUCAACAGCCACCGAUUUCGCUUGUGAGAUUACGGAAACAUAGAUUUAUACGCCCCUUUGCCAUCUUAUCGUCUUUUGCUGAAGCCGAAGGUGAAGAAGGCAAAAGGGUUCUUGAAGUUGAGGAGCAUCAAGGAAAUGCAAAGCCUGAUGAUGAUGAACUGCCUGGAAUGGCCGAGGCUUUUAACAUUUCUUCCAAUACAGCUUCUGCUAUAAGUAUAUGUAUAGCAUUUUUUGCUCUCACUUUCCCACUUUUUAUGAACUCUUUAGGACAAGGAUCGCUCUUUAAGACUAAAGUAAUGUCAUAUGCUACUCUUUUGUUCGGCUUCUACAUGGCUUGGAACAUUGGCGCUAACGAUGUUGCAAAUGCGAUGGGAACAUCAGUUGGUUCAGGGGCUAUGUCGCUUCGGCAGGCUGUUUUGAUAGCUGCAAUACUCGAGUUCUCGGGGGCCUUACUGAUGGGGACAAAUGUCACCAAUACAAUGCAGAAGGGCAUUCUUGUUGCGAAUGUUUUUCAAGGGAAGGAUACUCUGCUUUUUGCUGGAUUGCUCUCUUCUUUAGCUGCUGCUGGUACUUGGUUGCAGGUUUCAUCGUACUUUGGUUGGCCAGUUUCGACUACACAUUGUAUUGUUGGAUCCAUGGUGGGAUUCGGACUUGUCUAUGGAGGAACUGGUGCUGUCUUUUGGAGUUCAUUGGCAAGGGUAACUUCAUCAUGGGUAGUCUCUCCUUUGAUUGGAGCAAUGGUGUCAUUUCUUGUCUACAAGUGCAUUCGUAGGUUUGUUUACAGUGCUCCUAACCCGGGACAAGCAGCCGCUGCAGCCGCACCAAUUGCCGUAUUUCUAUGUGUCACUGGAAUCUCUUUUUCCUCGUUCCCUCUCUGCAAGACCGUCCCUAUAGCUCUCGCCCGGGCAUUAGCCUUCGGCACAGCUGGUGCUAUUCUAAUCAGUAGAAUCAUCCGGAAGCAACUAGGUCACUUGCUAGUUAAGACUAAUACAAGCGAAGAACCAGAGCCCCCAGUAAUGUUGACACAUUCUGAAAGUAUCGGGCUUCUGUCCAAUGUAUCCGGACCAAAAGGUACACAACUGGAAAUAGUUUACGGAGUAUUUGGCUACAUGCAAGUCCUUUCGGCCUGCUUCAUGUCAUUUGCACAUGGGGGAAACGACGUGUCCAAUGCAAUAGGCCCUUUAGCCGCAGCUUUAUCAAUUCUUCAAGACGGAAUGAGUGGGGCCGAGAUUGUUAUACCUCAUGACGUUCUAGCAUGGGGAGGAUUCGGGAUUGUUGCAGGGCUUACGAUGUGGGGAUAUAGAGUUAUAGCAACAAUUGGAAAGAAGAUCACAGAACUGACACCAACAAGAGGAUUUGCAGCAGAAUUUGCUGCUGCAUCUGUGGUUCUGUUUGCAUCAAAAUUCGGACUCCCCAUCUCGGCCACACACACGUUAGUUGGGGCCGUGAUGGGGGUCGGGUUUGCUCGGGGACUAAACAGUGUAAGAGCAGAAACAGUACAAGAGAUUGUCACUUCUUGGGCUGUUACAAUUCCGGCUGGUGCUGUCCUUGCUGUGAUUUACACAUGGAUCUCAACCAAGAUCUUAUCAUACAUAUUGUGA
Fraxinus pennsylvanica is the source of this 1719-nucleotide messenger RNA. Lineage: Eukaryota; Viridiplantae; Streptophyta; Magnoliopsida; Lamiales; Oleaceae. The record is from the annotation of a GenBank genome assembly.